AUGCCUACCGGAAAAGCCACCGCCUCCGUGGACGGACAAACUAUCGCCGAGACGACCGAGUGGGAAGAGGUCGAGGGAAACGUUUACUUUCCCCCGCAGGCCGUCCGGAAGGAUGAGUACUUCACCGACACGGACCUGCAUACCCACUGUCCGUGGAAGGGUGACGCGAGUUAUUAUUCAAUCAACGUCGGAGGCAAAAAGUUAGACAACGCAGCUUGGUAUUAUCCCACUCCCAAGGCCGAAGCGCAGCAUAUCAAGGAUUAUGUCGCAUUCUACAAGACCAAGGUCAAUGUCACCAAGACGACUUCCUAA
Molecule: messenger RNA, 312 nt
Organism: Pyricularia grisea
Lineage: Eukaryota; Fungi; Ascomycota; Sordariomycetes; Magnaporthales; Pyriculariaceae
Exons: 3
Coding region: 1-312 (103 amino acids)
Source: RefSeq, a predicted model, not a curated record